Messenger RNA from Didymodactylos carnosus, 676 nucleotides. The record is from the annotation of a GenBank genome assembly. Lineage: Eukaryota; Metazoa; Rotifera; Eurotatoria; Philodinida; Philodinidae.
AUGGAUUUCCGGCUUGAUCCAGUAUGGUUGCUGCCGGGUUUUACCGAAUUCCAUCAACUUCCGGCAUGUUCCGAUGUUGGAUCCGGCAGGAUUCUGCCGCCGGAAUGGACAACAUACCCUAAUCUAGUAUUUACGCUGAAAGUUUCAGCCUUCAAGCAUGUUUCAUUUCAGAGAUAUAGAAUUUUUCAUUUUUCAAGGGAUAGCUGUCAGUACAUUUUGUGGUUGCAAAUGUACAGAAAGAAUGAAAAAACACAAUUCACAUAGUUUCAAUAAACAUCGAUUAAUGGCAUUCAAUGAAUCGUUAGAAUUACUUCGAAAUACUAAAAAAGGCUUUGUAUUUGAUCUAUGCAAUAGUGAAUUCAAUAUAAGACAUAGCAAAUGGAAAGAACAUUCACAAAGUCAGCUUGUAGUUCAAGAAAACCAAUCCAUCAGGAAAAGAAUGAGCCAAUAUUCUGUUGGCGUAUGAGAGGUUACAAUAACAUUAUCCUGGCAUGAUAGUAAAGGGAUGGACACAAUAGAGGACCUCCCUACGAUAGAAGACCCCUCCUGUUACAAGAUCCCUCUUGAACUCAUAACGCAAAAACCACGCUAGAAGACCCCCUUCUUUUAUCGAUUUUUUGACCUAAAAUAUGUUGAUUUUGAGGUUCAAUCAAACACUAAUCUUUGCGUUUGCCUU